Messenger RNA from Aspergillus chevalieri, 2277 nucleotides. Its product is annotated as SulP family inorganic anion transporter. The transcript is spliced from 4 exons. Gene Ontology annotation, cellular component: membrane. The record is from RefSeq and is a predicted model, not a curated record. Gene Ontology annotation, molecular function: sulfate transmembrane transporter activity. The coding region runs from base 1 to 2277 and encodes 758 amino acids. Gene Ontology annotation, biological process: transmembrane transport. Lineage: Eukaryota; Fungi; Ascomycota; Eurotiomycetes; Eurotiales; Aspergillaceae.
AUGGCGGAUUCCGAUCUCCCACGUCGUUCUAUACGAGAUUGGCUUUUUGACGUCGUUCGUACCUCAUACCAAACCAACGCCUCAACAACUCUGGAAGAUCGACCUGCCACCGAUAGUAUACCAAGCGAUGAAGCUACGAGGCAGCCCCCUAUUAGUGCGCCAGAUGCCAGGACUCGUCUACUGGAGUCGUAUGACCGUUCGGAUCCGAUCUGCGGAGAGAGAAAAUGCAAUCACGGCACGUUCUCCCCUCGACCGGAAGAUCAAAGAGGGUUAUCGUGGGACGCAAGCUCUAUUCCACCACCAACCAGUACUGGUGAUGGGUAUCCGGGAGAGUCCAGCCGCCGGCCUGAGCUGGGCCCCAGAUCGGAAACCGUACCGUCAUUGGAGUCCUCAGCAUCAACGUUGCCUCUGAAGAAUCGCAGAACCUUGUACAUGUCAUACUACAUCCCAUUCUUCAAUUGGAUCACCCAAUAUCGAUUAUCAUGGAUCCGAGGCGAUUUGAUUGCCGCUAUGACCGUCGCAUCAAUCUAUAUCCCCAUGGCAUUAUCCCUGUCCGAGAACUUAGCGCAUGCUCCCCCCGUCAAUGGCCUAUAUGCCUUUGUGUUCCACCCAUUUAUAUACGCGAUACUGGGAAGCAGUCCUUUACUGGUAGUCGGGCCAGAAGCGGCUGGUUCCUUGCUUGUCGGCCAAAUCGUCAAGAACAGCGUUAGCCAAGGACACUCGGGGGAAGAUGACCCAAUUGCAAAUGCAAUGGUCGUGGGUGUGGCAACUGCCAUGGCAGGUGUCAUGAUAUUGGUUGCUGGCUUGACUCGUCUGGGGUUUCUGGAUAAUGUGCUGAGUCGGCCUUUUCUGAGGGGAUUCAUCACUGCUAUUGGUUUUGUGAUUUUCGUGGACCAGCUUAUUCCGGAGGUUGGAUUGACGGACCUGUCAAAGGAUACCGGUGUAAGCCAUGGAACGACAGUGGAAAAGUUGGUGUUCUUUUUCAGAAACAUAAGGAACUGCCAUGGCUUGACAAGUGCAGUAUCACUUGGCAGCUUUGGCAUCAUCAUGAUGUUCCGGACUAUCAAAAAGAUGCUCGAGCGCCGAUUUCCCCAGGUCAUCUACUUUCCGGACCGCUUGCUCGUGGUUAUCCUCUCAGCCGUCCUGACAUGGCGUUUCGGUUGGGAUCAAAAAGGGCUAGAUAUUUUGGGGGAAACCAAGAACGACAGUGGUGGAAUAUUCGAUUUCGAAUGGCCAUUCGACUUCGGUGAUAUGAGACGCGUUCGUACAGCCUUGAGCACCUCGUUCAUCAUUGCACUACUUGGCUUUUUCGAAUCUUCUGUCGCGGCCAAGGGUCUGGGCGAAGGUACCAGUGACGGCGUCAAAGGCAUGACCGUCAGUGCGAACAGAGAAAUGGUAGCGUUGGGCGUUUCGAACGUUGUGGGUGGGUGUUUCAUGGCGCUUCCUGCCUUUGGGGGAUACGGAAGGAGUAAGGUCAAUGCUUCCACCGGAGCACGAUCUCCAAUGAGCAGUGUUUUCCUGAGUAUCAUCACGCUUGUCUCUAUCCUAAUUUUAUUGCCAUAUCUCUACUAUCUUCCGAAAGGAGUCCUUUCCGCCAUGAUUUCCGUCGUCGCCUUUUCCCUCAUUGAGGAGUGUCCACAUGACGUCGCAUUCUUCAUCCGCCUACGAGGCUGGUCAGAACUGGUACUAAUGCUUCUCAUUUUCGUCGCGACCAUGUUCUAUUCGCUAGAAUUGGGAAUCGCUCUCGGAAUCGGCCUCUCCAUCUUAAUUCUCAUACGCCACUCCACACAACCCCGAAUCCAAAUUCUGGGCAAAGUCGCCGGUACACAUGACCGCUUCGACAACGCCGAACUCCACCCCGACAAAGUCGAGUUGAUCGAAGGCGCAUUGAUCGUUAAAAUCCCUGAACCCCUCACGUUUGCCAACACCGGCGACUUGAAAAACCGUCUCCGCCGUCUGGAAUUUUACGGCUCUACCCACGCGCAUCCCUCUCUUCCCCGAAUGCGUCCUCCAGAGCAUAACAAGAACAUCAUCUUUGAUGUUCACGGUGUAACCAGCAUCGAUGGCUCAGGAACACAAGUUCUAUUUGAAAUUGUCAAAUCGUACGCAGAUGUCGGGACGAGGGUGUUCUUCUGUCGUCUCGCCAAUCGCGAUGUUUUCGGGAGAUUUGAGAGAAGCGGCAUCGUGGAAGAGUGUGGUGGCCUGUCACAUUUCUUGCCUAGGGUCGAUGAUGCGCUGCGGAUGGCCGAGUCUGAGGAGCGGAUUUUGGAUUCUUGA